Spinacia oleracea (spinach) is the source of this 1744-nucleotide messenger RNA. Its product is annotated as sugar transport protein 8-like. NCBI's taxonomy places the organism in Eukaryota, Viridiplantae, Streptophyta, Magnoliopsida, Caryophyllales, Amaranthaceae. Gene Ontology annotation, biological process: monosaccharide transmembrane transport. Gene Ontology annotation, cellular component: membrane. The record is from RefSeq and is a predicted model, not a curated record. The transcript is spliced from 4 exons. Gene Ontology annotation, molecular function: monosaccharide transmembrane transporter activity. Bases 128 to 1630 code for a protein of 500 amino acids.
GAGUGGAUAACCUAAGCUACUAUUUAUAUGCAUAUAUAUAUUCUUCUCAGGUUUACCUCGAGUCAAGUGAAGAAACAGUAGUAUUUACCAUAACCGAUCCAAACAAUUAUCCUUUAUAGAAUUAAAGAUGGGUACACUAGAUAGAGUUGAUAAUUUCCCAUGGAAAAUGACUCCUUAUGUUGUAACUUGUUGGUUACUAGCUGCUUGUGGUGGCCUCAUGUUUGGUUAUGAUAUUGGCAUUUCAGGUGGAGUGACAGGAAUGGAUGAUUUUUUAAAAGAAUUCUUCCCAAAAGUGUACGAAAGAAAACAACAUGCGCAUGAAAACAAUUACUGCAAAUUUGACAAUCAAUAUCUUCAGCUAUUCACAUCAUCUUUGUAUCUGUCAGCACUUGUAUCAAGUUUUGUGGCAUCAAAAGUUUGCUCAGUUAAAGGGAGAAAACCUUCAAUUUUGAUUUCAGCUGUGUUUUUCUUGGCUGGUUCUGCAUUAAGUGCACUCUCUCAAACUCUUUGGAUGGUCAUUAUUGGCAGAGUUCUUAUGGGUGUUGGCGUUGGUUUUGGUAAUGAGGCAGUGCCUUUGUUUUUAUCCGAGAUAGCACCAGUCCAACACAGAGGAGCAGUAAACAUUCUGUUCCAACUUCUGGUAACUGUUGGCAUACUGAUUGCUAACCUUGUCAACUUUGCAACCUUAAACUUACACCCUAUAGGAUGGAGGGUAUCCCUUGGACUAGCCGUAGUUCCUGCUAUUUUACUACUAAUUGGCGGUAUCAUCAUCACCGAAACCCCUACAAGUUUAAUCGAGAGAGACAGGAUUGAUGAAGGUCGUAAAGUGUUAAGAAAAAUAAGGGGAAUUGACCAAGUUGAAGCAGAGCUUCAACAGAUAAGGGAAGCAUGUGAUCAGGGGAAGUUAGUGAAGCACACUUACAAGGAAUUAAGGAAGAAACAAAGUGUUCCUCCUCUUGUUAUUGGGAUUCUAAUGCAAGUUUUCCAACAAAUGACUGGGAUUAAUGCAGUCAUGUUUUAUGCUCCUAUUUUGUUUCAAACUGUAGGGUUUAAGAGUCAUGGCUCGCUUCUUUCUGCUGUCAUUAUCGGCCUUGUUAAUGUGUUUAGUACCUUGGUUUCUAUUUUUGGUGUUGACAAGUUUGGAAGAAGGGUGUUACUACUUCAAGCUUGUGUUCAAAUGUUUGUGAGCCAGACUGCAAUCGGAAUAAUACUGAUAGUGAAGUUAACAGACACAAAUAGUCUGCCAAAGGGAGCAGGAAUCCUAGUAGUGUUACUAACAUGCAUGUUUGUCAUGUCUUUUGCAUGGUCAUGGGGUCCAUUAGGGUGGUUAAUACCAAGUGAAAUAUUUCCUGUUGAAACAAGAACAGCAGGUUUUGCAUUUGCAGUGAGUUCAAACAUGAUGUUCACCUUCCUAAUCGCGCAAGCCUUUUUAUCCAUGCUUUGUCACAUGAGAGCAUAUAUCUUCAUCUUCUUCUCGGUGUGGAUUGUUGUCAUGGGUUUGUUCGUCGUCUUCCUCUUGCCGGAGACUAAAGGUGUUCCUAUUGAUGCUGUUGCUGACCGAGUUUGGAAGAAGCAUCCUGUGUGGAAGAGGUUUGUCGAUGAAGAUAACAAGUAUGAAAAUGGGCCAUGAGAUUGGGAAAUUUUAUUCAAUUUUUGUUUCGGUUUUGUACAAUUUUUCUAGAAAUCUAUUUUUGAGGAACCUUUUUUUUGACAUUUCUCCUCUGAAAGUGCUUUGGGUGUUAAA